Messenger RNA from Solea senegalensis (Senegalese sole), 2374 nucleotides. RefSeq names its product small membrane A-kinase anchor protein-like. The transcript is spliced from 2 exons. The coding region runs from base 910 to 1191 and encodes 93 amino acids. NCBI's taxonomy places the organism in Eukaryota, Metazoa, Chordata, Actinopteri, Pleuronectiformes, Soleidae. The record is from RefSeq and is a predicted model, not a curated record. Gene Ontology annotation, molecular function: protein kinase A regulatory subunit binding.
CUAAAAGCUCCACACUGUUGUUGAAAUGCAUCAGUUAAGCAUCAGCGUUCUAGAAAACACUGUGACAGUUUGAGGCGAUUCACACGAGAUGUGCUUGAGGAUUUCUGUAACAUUUCAGACUCCUGUGUUGACAUGUGGACACAACAGUGUUGCCUUUACUCACAGGGAGACUCCCUGCUCUGCAUGAAUCAUUCAUGGCCCUGACUGACUGAAUGCCUGUUGUUGUGGACUAUAGCAUGCAGCUUUCUGAAUGAAGCACAUGUUCCUGGGCCUGUGGUCCUAGAAAAGGAGUGUGAAUCAACUGUGCUGCGAGGGUGGGUCAGUGGAACAGAUGGGAGACAACAGGCUUACAGCGGAGCAGCAUCAGUGCACCAGAGCUGGAGACAGACGUCCCCCAUGACAUGCUACGCAAAAUAGGCCGAGGGAUUGAGUCACAAAGUAGUUGGACAGGAGAGGAGGGGGCGAGGGAUGUUAGUCGUGUUCAGGAGCAGCGGGUGUUUAGAAGUGAGCCAUGCCGAGACCUUGACCUCAAGCUCGCCACUGGAACCCGAGUCCCAUAGCUGCCACGACCACUCCGAGGACAGGAUGAGUUCUACGCAGCAGGGGAGCAAGGAGUGACCAUUUCAACGCCGCCGCCGCCGCCGCUGCCCCAACAACACAGGGAUGGGCCUUCCAGUUGGUCUCUGUAACACCCUGUCAUCACAGCACAUGUCAACACUCAGACAUGGGUGAGAGCGGAUGACAGGCGUACAAAGAGGAUUGCAGUAGAGAGAGAAGUGGCAGCGUGGUGGUGGGGGGGCACACAAAGGAGAUUGUCUCUGGGAUGUACUGACCACUCACGGAGAUUAAACUAUCGAUGCAUGCGCUGCACGUCUGACCAAAGACUGUGGCACCCACACCGUCCACAGUAUGGGGUGCAUCAAAUCUAAGACGGGCAACUCUGGAGCCCCAAAUGCAAACUCCACAGAGAAGACGAGGGGCGGGUGCAGGGGGCCGAGGGAGGGAGAGAAAGCCUUCCUGGUUCACCCGGAGGCAGAUGCGGCGGCGGAGAGCUUCCCUCAGGUCAGCCCAGUGCUGCUGGAGUACGCGCAGAAGCUCUCAGAGGAGAUUGUGGCCCGGGCCGUGCAGCAGUGGGUGGAGGUGGACCGCCGCUAUAGUGACAUCCCCUACAUUGAAUGUGACAUGCCAUGACACUGGAGGGAGAGCGAGUCACACAGAGGACACCCCGGGGCGGCGCAAACACGAGCGACGGCAUCGACAGACCAAAACUCAUGCGCUCAGAAUGAAUCAUUCAAGGAUUUUAGGAACAUGAAUGAGCCGCUUGUAAUUCAGUUUUGACCCCUUUAUUUUUAAUUGGAUUAUCCCGGGAUUGGGUUUAAAAGGCCCAGUGCAAAGCGACCAAAGCAUUCCAUGAUUCAAAACAAGGGCCUUACUCUUAUAUCAGAGCGUCGUCAGUUGGACAUUGUCUUUCUCUGUCCCCCUGCGCCAAGUAGAUUUCGGCUCUCAUGAUGACUCGUGAUGCAACGAGAGAAAUUGUUUAGUAUCACAAUGUUCCUGUCUGCCAGUGAAAGUCUAUCCCGUCCAUUGAUGCCAUCCAGCUAUCUCCUCUUACAGAGGACGUUAUUCAUAGAUCCCUUCAUUUGGUGAAGGCUCUCUGUAGAGAACCUGCACCCGUGCGACCAGGUCAGACACACACACACACACACGCGCCCCAGCAGGCUCUUGUCCUCUACUGUAAGUAACGGCGUCCCCCGGGGGUUCCUGCGGUGGAGCUGCAACAUCGUCCUCGGCUCUAGUUUAUGCCGCGGCCAUUAGGCCGAGCCGACCGCAGUCCACCACUCACCCGGGCAGCUCCUCGAAAUGGGUUUCAGAAAAUGUCUGCGAACAAACGACGCAUUUCCUGCACUCCAGGAUAUUCUGUAUACACGAGUCACAGUAGACGACUGGGACCACGGGGACCAGCUGCAGAGUCUCAGCCUCAGAGAAAACAACUCACUUUUCACACAGGAUGAACCUGUCAGCAGAACUGAAGCUUAAAGGAAAAAAAGAAAACAGAAACACCUGAAGAUAAGAGUCCUGGGUUUGGGUUCUUGUCAACACUGUCCAUGUACAAUGUCUAAGUCAGAAAUACUGCCAUUUGCCCUUUAGAGGAGAAGCAGCACAAAUAUGCAAAAUCCACCUUAAAAAUAAUGUGGUGCUGCUUCUAUAACAGAACACAGACCAGGCGACAGAGUCAAGAUAUAUUAACAAUAGAACAUUCAUAACCACCAGAGUCCUUAAUGAAUGUUAUGAUAAGCCUGACCCACGUUAGAAGGCCCGUGUGAACAGUUCUAUUUGAACAGUGGGGACAUUAUUAUAAAAGGUGUGGUCUUUG